UGUCACGUAAGCAACGGGUCUGUUCACUCACGCCACCCGCAGGAAAAUAGAGAUGACGCAAGGAAGAUGAUCCCGUAACAACAGUUUGUUACUGUUUGUUUCAAAAAUAAAUAUUUGCUGAUGUGUGAUGAUCCCAGAUUAACAACGACGGCAGUCAGAUAUACAGAGCACCCCACAUCCCAGCAGUCAGAGCAGGGCACAGCACUAACGUUGAUGCUGUGCCCUGUCUCUGGCUUCGUCAUAGUCUGUGUAAUUUGCACGAUUGUGCUGGCGCAGAUCCAACCCACCUCGGCUAUUCCUGUUCCCGAUGACGAACGUGACGACCAUCUGACAACGUAUCUACACAAUGGACAUACCUGUUUCAAGUGUGAGCCAGGAACCCAUCUUCUUCGCCACUGCACAAGUAACUUCAACUUGUCGGUGUGCGUACCCUGCACACCCGGUCACUUCCAGACCCACUACACCCGGGCCAAGAGAUGUGAGCCCUGCCACACCCACUGUCUCCAUGACGACAAUAUGAUUGGAGUCAAGGCGUGCUCGGCUACUGAAGAUCUGGUCUGUAAGUGCAGGGAAGGGUUCUAUGAACAUGAGAUUGGACAUGGAAUAAUUCGCACCUGUUUUCCGUACACGCCUUGUGAGCCGGGUCAAAUAGUUGUUAAGAAAGGAACGGACUUCAUUGACCAGGAGUGCGGCUUCUGUGAACCUGGACUCUUUGCCAAGGGAGAUAACUGUGUACCGUGUAGCUCAUGCAGUGGCAAUACCACAGUUCUGCAGCCUUGUGACGUCACAGCUGAUACGGUGUGCUCGAAAGUUCAACAAGUGAACGACACCGGCGUUGAGGUACCUGAUGAAGUUGAAAACGACACGGACACUGUAAAACUGGUUAGCAUUGCGGCUGGCAUCUUUGGGUGUGGCGGUUCCAUCAUUCUCAUCGUUGUCAUCAUCUUCAAACGAAAACGCCCUCCACAAAAUGAUGAUUCUAUUAUACAGACCGACAAGAGUAACGUGCCACUGCUUGUGGUAAGGCCACCAGCGACUGCAACGUCCACUACCACGCCACCAGCGACUGCAACGUCCACUACCACGCCAUCAGCGACUGCAACGUCCACUACGGCGUCGCCAGUGACGGCCGACGACGUGAGGAAGGCGUCAGUGAAGCGACAGCGGUCAAGGACACUGAGCGACAGCAGCGUUGUGAGCGCCAGCACCCAGAUCUACUUUUCCUCACUUCAAGACCCCGAUACAUGGACCAGACAAAUCUUCCCAAUUCUGCAGAAUCAUCUAACGGGAAACUGGAAAAUGUUUAUGCGAAACUUACCAGGUGACGAGGACUAUGUAUCUAGUAUCGACGCUCGCUGUGAACAGAUUUGUGAUGACGUCAGGAACGACGUGCGGGAACAGAUCUAUACAGCUCUCAGGGAGUGGAAACAAGCUCACGACUGGCCCAUCAUGUCGGUGGAGAGCAUUCUGUGCUCCUUGCAAUUCAUUGAUGGAUGCGAGAUAAUGCGGGAGAAAAUAUCCAAGAAGGCAACGAAGCUGGACGAAAAACAAUCGGAACAAACCCAGAACGGGUAGAUAUUUAUGCAUGACAAGCUCUUUAACGAACCCGUUUUAUCGGGAAACCGCAUCUUCCGGAUCAUGACAAUUUAACUUAUGAAUGCUAAAUGAUAUUAUUUCAUCUGCGUAACGAUGUUUCGUUAAUGCGGACAUACGUUAAUCGAGACGCAUUUCAUGGAAAUCGGUCGCAUUAAAAAGUCACUUUUAAACUUUAUUUUCCUCUACGGAUUGGAAAUUUAGACUUUAGUUUAAUUACUGCAUUUAAUUUUCAUCUGUAUAACUAUUUAUACUGUCGUUUGAUUUCUUUCGUUACUUUGUAGCUACAUUUGCCAUUUUUGAUUGAUAAUGUGAUGUUUGAUGUUUUACCUCUGUCCUCAUGCUUUAUAGAUACAUAGAAGUCAAUGAUAAUCAAAGCAUCUACUUUACAUGUAUUAUGCAAUACCAUUCAAUACUAUAGACAGUAAGUUAAUCACGUAUUAUAUUCAUUGUACUUUUCGACACAGUUAAUGUUACCGGUAGGGCAGAUCAGACUUUCCCUUUUCGGGAACACCUGGUGUCCUUACUCGUUACCAGUGAUUCAUUCAUUACAUAUUACACCGCUACUUUGUCUGUUUUGUUCAACCGAUGAUCGAUGCUUUUCGGUGAUGAUUAAUAUAUUAUAUUUUUAUAUAUAUAUUGAAAAGAAAUACUUAUUCUAAUAACAUACCAUAUCUGUGGAUGUUGGAAGUUUAACAACUCCUAACUUCUACUUUACAUUCUGUUCACACAAGUCACAAUAUGGCUGAAGUAUUGCCGAUGUGACUAUAAAUUUGAACUCACUCACUCACUCUGUUCACACAAACCACGGAUGCUUAUUGAGGGAAGGAUGCUGACCAUUUAGCUCUUGUUUUGUAACCAAAAUUAAUGUUUGAAAUAAUUCUUUCAAAUACUCCGCUGAGUUUGGUGCACUUAAAGUUUUCUAUACUGAUACAACAGUGUGUGCACUUUAAAUACAGACCAUUAUCAAAAGGUUAUAGGCGAAUACUACAUAGUUUCUUUACCUUCUAUUUUAAAUCAGCGUGUCAGGUUAUACUCAACCAAAAGUACUUUGACUCAUAUUCUUCCGACUUCUCGUAACCUCUAAAGCUGAACGCGGAGAUGAGAAACACAAAUUUGGUAUCAUUGUCCUCCCCUUCAUUACCAAGACUGAUGUAAACUUCUACUAUCGUUAGUGAAAUAAAUUAUAGUUCGCA
Haliotis rubra (blacklip abalone) is the source of this 2789-nucleotide messenger RNA. RefSeq names its product tumor necrosis factor receptor superfamily member 5-like. The transcript is spliced from 8 exons. Lineage: Eukaryota; Metazoa; Mollusca; Gastropoda; Lepetellida; Haliotidae. The coding region runs from base 121 to 1575 and encodes 484 amino acids. Gene Ontology annotation, biological process: signal transduction. Gene Ontology annotation, molecular function: protein binding. The record is from RefSeq and is a predicted model, not a curated record.